Messenger RNA from Ochotona princeps (American pika), 408 nucleotides. It is a transcript of the gene PCP2, whose product is annotated as Purkinje cell protein 2. The transcript is spliced from 4 exons. NCBI's taxonomy places the organism in Eukaryota, Metazoa, Chordata, Mammalia, Lagomorpha, Ochotonidae. The record is from RefSeq and is a predicted model, not a curated record. Gene Ontology annotation, molecular function: protein binding; guanyl-nucleotide exchange factor activity. Bases 1 to 396 code for a protein of 131 amino acids.
AUGGAGCAGGAGGGAGGGUCAACCCCCCUAGAGGAGGCGGGCUCCCCAGACCAGGAGGGCUUUUUCAACCUGCUGAGCCACGUGCAGGGCGGCCGCAUGGAGGAGCAGCGCUGUUCUUUGCAGACCACGUCUGGCCAGGCCACCGAGGGCGAGGGCAGCCCAGCACCUGAGAUGGACAGUUUCAUGGACAUGUUGGCCAGCACCCAGGGACGUCGUAUGGAUGACCAGCGUGUGACCAUCAGCGCCCUUCCAGGCUUCCAGCCCGUGGGCCCCAAGGACAGUACGCAGAAACGACCCGGGACCCUGAGUCCCCAACCCCUGCUCGUCCCCCAAGAUCCGAGCGCUCUGGGUUUCCGUAGGAACAGCAGCCCGCAGCCCCAGACACAAGCCCCCUGAAGCAAGCCCCCC